This is a messenger RNA of Xyrauchen texanus (razorback sucker), 5423 nucleotides long. RefSeq names its product matrix metalloproteinase-16-like. The transcript has 11 exons. Gene Ontology annotation, biological process: collagen catabolic process; proteolysis; skeletal system development. The record is from RefSeq and is a predicted model, not a curated record. Gene Ontology annotation, molecular function: metalloendopeptidase activity; zinc ion binding. Bases 316 to 2133 code for a protein of 605 amino acids. Gene Ontology annotation, cellular component: extracellular matrix. NCBI's taxonomy places the organism in Eukaryota, Metazoa, Chordata, Actinopteri, Cypriniformes, Catostomidae.
AAACUCGCAGUCCAUCGCUCUGAGCAGAAGAGGAGCAGCACAACUAAAUGUGACUUAUCUGAGCAUCAUUACAUCUGCGCCUCCGGGAGACGAAGAGGAGACACACUCUGAAGGAGAACACAACGCGAUCAGAGCCUCCCGGAGUUACAUGAUAUCAUUAUAUAUGUCUACAACAUCUCUCGCGACGUGUCGACUGUUUGUUUGCCUGUAAUGUUUCCAACCAACUGAGACGAGGGGGAUUUAUUCCUUCUAUUGUUCUUUGCUUUUCAUUGACUCUUAAUAAAAACAGCCAAAAAUUUAUAAAUACGGGUCAUUAUGGUUUUGUUAACAUUGCAUAAUAGAAGAGGGUUGAAUUGCUUGUGCGCGCAGUUCUUGCUGUGGAUUUUGUGUGCGGUGGACGGAGAGGAACAGCAAUUCAGUGUGGAGGCUUGGUUGCAGAGGUAUGGCUACCUCCCUCCCACAGACCCAAGAAUGUCUGUCCUGAGGUCCACUCAGACCAUGCAGUCUGCUAUCGCUGCCAUGCAGCGUCUCUAUGGCCUUAACAUCACCGGUGCACUGGAUAAAAACACCAUUGAUGAUAACACCUUAAGCUGGAUGAAGAAGCCACGGUGUGGGGUGCCAGACCAGUUCGGAGGUGCCUCAAAACUUAGUGUACGAAAAAGGCGUUACGCCCUCACAGGGCAGAAAUGGCAACAUAAACAUAUCACAUACAGCAUAAAAAACAUCACACCUAAGGUGGGCGCGGAGGAGACGCACAACGCCAUUCGCCGGGCAUUCGAUGUGUGGCAGAAUGUAACACCGCUGCGGUUCGAAGCAGUGCCCUAUAGCGACCUGGAGCGCAACAAGAAAGACGUGGACAUUACUAUCAUUUUCGCCUCGGGUUUCCAUGGCGACAGCUCUCCCUUCGAUGGAGAAGGGGGUUUCCUUGCGCAUGCCUACUUUCCAGGUCCGGGAAUUGGAGGAGACACACACUUUGAUUCGGAUGAGCCCUGGACUCUAGGGAACCCGAAUCAUGACGGGAACGACCUCUUCCUGGUGGCAGUACACGAGCUGGGUCAUGCAUUAGGCCUGGAGCAUUCCAACGACCCCACUGCCAUCAUGGCCCCUUUCUACCAGUACAUGGACACAGAGAACUUCAAACUGCCACAAGACGACUUGCAGGGCAUCCAGAAAAUUUACGGACCUCCAGAUAAACUUUCUCAGCCUACAAGACCUCUACCGACAGUCCCACCCGCCCGCUCACACCCACCCGUAGAUCCACGCAAAAACGACAGGCAGACGCGGCCCCCACGAAUGCCAACUGGCGACAAACCAAUGCACCCGAAUGCUAAGCCAGACAUCUGUGACGGUGGCUUUAAUACUCUAGCCAUCCUCAGAAGGGAGAUGUUUGUGUUUAAGGACCAUUGGUUUUGGAGGGUCAGAGAUAACGCUGUGAUGCCGGGUUACCCCAUGCUCAUCAAUGUCUUCUGGAGGGGUUUACCACCCAAGAUUGAUGCAGUCUAUGAGAAUAGCGAGGGCAAAUUUGUUUUCUUCAAAGGGAAGCAGUUCUGGGUUUUCAAGGACACAAUGGUACAGCCUGGCUACCCCCAGGACAUCUCAAUGUUUGGAAAUGGCAUGCCAGCGCAGAGCAUAGAGACGGCCGUCUGGUGGGAGGACGUGGCCAAGACCUACUUCUUUAAAGGAGAUAGGUAUUGGAGAUAUAAUGAGGAUAUGAGAACGAUGGAUCCUGGCUAUCCCAAGUCCAUCACGGUGUGGAAGGGAGUUCCAGAUUCUCCGCAGGGAGCGUUCGUGGAUAAAGCCAAUGGUUUUACAUACUUCUACAAGGGUAAAGAGUAUUGGAAAUUCAACAACCACAGGCUACGGGUCGAACCAGGCUAUCCUCGGUCCAUCCUGAAGGACUUCAUGGGAUGCGACCUCAUGCCCAUCGAUCCCGAUUGGCAACCAACGGAAGACGUGGAUAUUGUGAUCAAACUUGACAAUGAAGCCAACACGGUCAAAGCUAUAGCAAUCGUCAUUCCCUGCAUCUUGGCGCUCUGCUUGCUGGUAUUGAUCUACACCGUCUUUCAGUUCAAGAGGAAGGGUACACCUCGACACAUACUGUACUGCAAACGCUCCAUGCAGGAAUGGGUGUGAGCCAGAGCUGCCCAGGUCUGCAUCCCUCUCCAUAGCCACAAGACAAGGUGGUGUAACCACCCUAAACUUGCGGACUUUGGCUCUUGACCUGCGUCUCGUUCAAAGAGGACAGCGAGGGUCUUUGCUUUGAUUCCCCCUUCCAGGAGGUUAUGGGUUCAUUCCCACAAAACUUCCCACUCUUCGCCCAUUGGCCCAGUUACACCUGUUGUAGGACUUGUGGGAGGCUUGCAGAUUGUUCUUUGUGCAUUGUGACAGCCACUUCAGGUCUUCACUGUUCUAUGUGGAAAUUGCUGAUUGCUAUACCUAUAGGUCCUACGAAUGCACGCUCAAAAUGAGAAAAAAAAAUCCACUUGUCGCAGGAGCCCAGUUCAAGGUUUACCACCUUUUAGUAUUUUCGCUUCUAUAAUUUAUUUUUAAACCGAAAUUGUACAAUUCCCUUUAAAGCACUCCCAAACCAAAUAAAGACUCCAAAGAGGAUCUUUUUUCUUUUUACAGUCAUCAUUUUUUAAAUCUAUUUCUUUUCUAUAAAUAUUUUUGCUUGAAAUAUUUUGCAGUGAUAUGUAGUGUGGAAGACUUGACUGUUGUGGCAGUCUGUCUCAAAAACAGGGGCCAAAAUAUUCUGCAAUAUUUUAACAGCCUUAAUUAUGGAUUGUGUUGUUUGCUUUUGCUUUUGUUUGUUAUAGUUCUUGUUUUAUUCUAUUUUACAUUUUUUGAGUACUGCUUCAUUUUGUUUGUCUGAAAGGCAGUGCAAUAUUGCUUUGCUCCCUUUGUUUUGAGAUCAGAGACUGUGGUUAACCUCAUUUUGCCAGGGGCCGCCCAACUACUGGAGAAAGGGCAAGACUCCUUCGCCUUGGCCUAACAUGAAGCAUAUCAAACAAAACAGAGGGAACACAAAUUGGAAGACAAUGACAAAUAUUUUAUUGCGAUAGUCUGACGUGUUAUUUCAGUCUGCGAGUAGUACUGCAACGGAAAUGCUUGAAUCAUUAUCAUGCUGAAAGCUCACUCAUUUGAUCGUGUUUACACGGACAGAGAUUUGAAAGUUCGUAUCUUCCCUUUCCGAAAGGUUGCUGUUCAAGUCAGAGCAUGUCAUCUCCUUCGGACUGCCUUGUUUAUCGGUCUGGAUUCUUGAACCUUGACAUAUGCUCUCCAGGAACCACAACCCAGAACCACAAGAGCAACUCAGGACAGUGCUUGAUUUUAAAGUGUAUGCAAGCCUUCCUCAUCCAGUCCUGUGUCUUUAUUAUCAAUAUAAUAUCUCGCCAUUGCUUGUAAUUGGAAGUAUCUGCAAUAGGAUUGGACUGAUUGGACUUUUUUAUUUUCUUUGUAAACAGAGUCAGAUAUCUCAGUUUGGUUCAUGCCUUGCAGUCCGACUCUAGACUCUGGCUCCUUUGCAUUGGAAGGACCUUUGAACAUACAGUUAUUUGCUUGCAUUAACUUUUAUUUUUGUUUGUUUUCUCUUUAUUUGGUACAACACAAUUGAACAAAUUGAAUUGUCUCAACCUCAAGAUUAAAAGUGGUACUUAAAAGUGCUGAGCUGUCAUCCAGCAAGUUUCCUUUAUACCUGACAAAAGCAGAUAAAAUAGAAAACGUAUGCUGAUACACUCCAAUCUAAAGGAAACAAUGUGUUUCUGGCAAGCUGUGUUUGAAUGUGUGUCUGUAUUGAUGCUAGAUUUUUUUUUAUUGAAAAAAGAAAAAAAUGGGACUUCAAAUUCAUGUAUUUCAUGACUUGGUUUGGGACAAAUUGUUCUGAUAGGCUUAAUAAAUUAAUCAGUAUAUGAUUACAAUGCCUAUUACUUAUUUGUUUACAUUUACAUAAAGAUCAAUGUAAGCCUGGGGAAAUGUAGACAUUCAUCCCUCUCUCCACUCCAAAAUGCCAUGCUUAUUUUUCUUUUUUUUUACAUGUACCAUUUUAAAUCUGUUUUUAGGACAUGUACUAUGGUAAUAUCAUUGUAUUCUUUUAAGUACCUUGGAGUACCAUGUAAAUACCUUGGUAUUUGGUAAUCAUUCAAUACCAUGGUACAUAUAAAAGUACUAUGGUAUUACCACCUGACACAAACACCGUAUCAUAGUUCCACCACAGUACAUUUUGAAAGGUUCUUUAUUCUUCAAUGUCCUUUUUAUUUCCUCUCUAUCACACUUCUAAUAUUUGUAUUUGUACGUGAUGGUGAGUAUACAUGUACUGUAUGCAUGAGUGGUGCUCAAUAUUUCCGAGAAUAUUAGCCCAUCAAACAAGUCAACUUUCAAUUUGAAUGAUUGAAAGGAAACUGCAAUCACAUUAUAUAAAACAGAGCUGAAUAUCUUAAAGGUGGUAUGUAUCCUGUAGUUAUAUUUACCUAGUAUAAUAAGAAGCAGAGCAUAAAAUGUGAGACGACGUUGUUCAGAGGCAUUUAGAACAUGCCACAUUUAAAAAGGUAAACAGAGACACGUGUGGAUUCUGAUUUGCUCUCGAAAUGCUGGCAUGGCAAAUGGUCCAUUUCAAAUCUAGCUCAGAAGAUUCACUGCGGCCACGUUUACUGUAAGCAUGAUGUCUGAGAUUCAGGAAUUUCUGUGUUUUUCAAAUGUCUUUGAGUCUUAACCGACCAGCAUUGUUGAUAUGCAUUUAAAAAGCCUUAAUUGUGUGAAAAAGGGAGGAAAAUUUGAAAAAGUAGGAAUGAAUAAAACCUGUGUGUAUGUUUGCUCAGUAGCUAAAAGUGAGUCUGGUCUCUCGUUGUGAGAGUUUUCUGUCUGGCUGACAGAACUAACGUCCAGUUACUACACUAGUGUCAUCCUUUUUUCAUUUGGUGCUGUUAUUAUUUUAGAAUUGGACCAUACAGGAACAAUGUAUUUGCAUUCAUGUAGCAUUAGUCGUCAAGGUGCAUGGUUUCGUUGCUCGCGUUUAUUUCUUGUAUGUUCGGCGAAGGACUAAAGGUGCAGACACACUAGGAUUUGUGCACACAAAAUUACUUCGGACCUUGCAGCGAAGGAUAUUAGUCACGCUCAAUGGCUUUUGUUUUGUCUGUUUGCUAUACAACAUGUAAUUUUCCGAACUAACCGUCUGAAUUCCUCAUACUCAUAGCCUUAGCAUCUGUGCUAAUUUGAUUCACCCUCAUUUUCACUUAUAUUCUUUCCAUUUCCUGUUCAUCGUCUUGCCAUCCUGAUUACAUAAAACACAAUAUCUGACCCAAAAAAAGGAAAUGAAUGGAAAGUCUGGAGAACAUUUUUAUAGUCUUUUUCAUUCUGUCUGUAUCCCUGCAUUUGUGAUGUAUCUGAUGACAAUCCAUUUCAUUGAUAAAUAAACAUGUUUCAACAUA